This is a messenger RNA of Phytophthora nicotianae INRA-310, 1668 nucleotides long. RefSeq lists its product as hypothetical. Bases 1 to 1668 code for a protein of 555 amino acids. The transcript has 4 exons. The record is from RefSeq and is a predicted model, not a curated record. NCBI's taxonomy places the organism in Eukaryota, Oomycota, Peronosporomycetes, Peronosporales, Peronosporaceae.
AUGCAUCGUCCAGUCAAGUCGAGCGACAGAUCGAAGUGGAAGUACAUCGACGCUAAGCACGAAGAUGCGUGGCAGCAGGAAGAGGCCAAGUGCCGUGCCAAGCCACGUCGAAAGCCCGCUUCAGCGCUCUCACGAGCGCCGAAGAAGGCGAAGAAGGCCAAGCCGCCGAAAAAGAAGGUCCACACAGACCCGUUCACAUCAAAGCAAGUGUCAUCUUUCUACUUCAAGGCUGUACUCGACGAUGAUGGAGAGCCUACUGCAGUAUACGUAUGCCGCUGCGGUGUUCAGCGCCGAAUGGAGCCCAACACUGGCUACACCAAUCUACUUGGUCACGUCUUCAUGUGGCACACGAACUCUGUCGCCGAGAUGACCAGCGCCAGCACAAGUACUGGCACGUUGGAUGGGUUUAUCGACGACAAGACCCACAAGGUCUUGGAUCGACAUGGUGCUCUCGUGCAACUUGCCCUUCUCAUUCUCCUGGUGAAGUACAUGCGACUGUUAGUCCGUGAAGUCGAAACUGUAAUCGCUGGUAUCAUGCCUAAGUCGUUUGGUAUCAUUUUUGACGGGUGGACUUUCCGGUCGGAGCAUUGUGUCGCAGUCUUUGCGUCCUUUCGCCACGACGGCAAGAUGCAGACCAUUGUGAUCGCUAUAGCGCCAAUUAUUGAUGAUGAUAUCCGCGACUACACUGCCAGCAGCAACGUCAAGAUCCUGGACGUCAUUCUUUCCUACUAUGGCCGGAGCAAAGCCAGUAUCGCUUACAUUGUCGGAGAUAAUUGCUCCGUGAACGGUGCUGUCGCUGAUCAGCUGCAGGUUCCGAUGGUGGGCUGUGCCAGCCAUCGUCUGAACCUAGCGGUGAACUUACUUCUCGCUGGCGACGACAAGCUACUCGAUAAGAUACAGAAGUUGAUGUACAAGGUGAAAAAUUUGCUGCUGGUGUCUGCAAAAUUUCGUCGAAAAACACUCCUUCGACCUGUUCCUAGACAGGACACUCGCUGGUCAUCUACUUUUGCUAUAGUUAACAGAUACUUCGAGCUGAAGGAGUUUCUUAGUGACGACGACGAGGACGAGCUAACUGGGUUUCUGCCAACCCGGCGAGAGGAGAAGCAGCUGAAGUCGAUCCUCGCCAACCUCAAGAUGUUCGAGUCAACCUCGAAGAGGCUGCAAAGUGCAGACACGGUAACACUACUCGACGUGCGCGACCUGUUUGACGCGCUCAUUGCACAGACGCCAGAAGUCGCCCACUACCUCGCUGCUAAUGCAGCGAUCGUCAAGAGCCCUGUUUUCGCACGAGCUUGUGUGAGUGUGCUGCUGGGUCGUGAAGGCGCGCUGAGUGACGACGACAAGGCUAUGCUGGAGCCGCUGGCCGCGGGAGCAGCCCCACUGUCGAGUUCUUCGGAGACAACGUCGCUCGAUGAAGGUUUCGCCACUGUUACGCUCGAGCGUGCGAGACGGCUUCGUCAAGCUACUUCACGCUUUAACGAUCAGAUAGCUGUGAUCACUCCGACUUCGAACGUCGUCGAGAGAUUCUUUAGUCAAGCGAAGGCAGUAGUUGGUAUGCACUGUCAAGCCAUGACUCCAUUAAAUGUAGAAAGUAUCCUCUUCCUGAAGGUGAACCGCUCGUACUGGAGCGCAGCAACGGUGCGCAAGGUCGUCCGUGGCACGCAAUAA